GUGAAAUCCGUCUUCCUCUUCUCAUUCAGACUCAACCUCACCCUCACAAUCCCGCAACACCAGAUCCGACACGCCGCCAUGGGUUCUUGCACUCACUAGACGGGCUCGCGGCUUCGGCCGUGAGAGAGCCUUCAGCUUACGCCCUUGCCUGCACAGACGCAUGCUGUGACAUUACCAUCAACAUGGCGUGGAAGACCCAGCCAAACCAGUCCAAAGAUGACUCAACCUACCCGGGCUUGCUGCCCACCAGCCCAGACGGCACCGUCAGGUCACACUACAUUGAGACGCAGACUGAAGAGGUCUUUGCCCUCCAGGCAAUCUAUGGCGAUGAUUUCAUCGAACACAAGGCAGCCAAUACGGCAUGGAAGAAGGCAGAACCCUCCUUUGACCUGCGGAUCAAGGCUUCUUCGAAUGAAGACAUUGCGCUUACGCUCAGUGUGGUCCUGACCGCAACAUAUCCAAAGUCUGCACCGUUGCUCAGCAUCAAGGACGACGACAGCUUGAGCAAGUCGACCCAGUUCAAAGUGCAGAACUUCAUCACCGCCAAGCCCAAGGCUCUGGUCCAGGCUGCCACGGGCGAGCCAAUGAUUCAUGAGCUUGUCGAAGGUCUGCAAGACAUUCUCGAAGAUGCAGCACUGGCUAAAGCCAUGGGCACUGAAAGGUCUCUGGAAGAAGAGCGUGCUGCACACGAGGCGGAACUGGCAAGACAAGCUCAGGAACAACGUGAAGAGGAGGAGCGUAAAAGGCAGGACGCGACCAAGGAAGAAGAGCGCGUCAUGCAAGACAUGAUCCAGAAAGAGGUCGAUCGUCAGCGGCUCAAAGUCAAAGAGUCAAAGAAGCGGAACCGCCAGGGUGUAUCGAAUCACGUUACCGAAGACUCGCAGGCUGCAGACGGAGAUGCCGUCGAGUUUGAUGAAGCAGUCGAACUGACUAGCUCAAACGGCGCCGUAUUUUUCUUCAACAGUGUCACUGGCAGGAGCGAAGUCUGUGUUGGCCAGAUCGCCACCACCUACCGUGCCUGGCCGAACGUCUCCGGAGGCUACACAUGCUCGGCUCUCGCCUUGAAAGAGUACGAGCUGCGAGCAGCUUCGAAAGAGUCUGCACAGUUCAAGACCCAGGUGCAAACGCUCGAAGCCGAUUUGGAAGCUGUCAAGAAAAUCAAGCAUCGCAACAUCGUGCCGCUCCUCAACUAUCGAAUUGAUAGAUCACCGGUUGACACUGAGCCGGCAUCGUUGAGCUGGACAGUGCGUGUCCUCACACCACUUGCAGAGCGAGGCUCGCUUCAAGAACUUCUCGAAAUAGCCGGACAGCUUGACGUUGGGAAAGUGCGCGCUUGGACUGCAGACUUGCUCAACGCAGUAGGGCAUCUCCACAACCAUGGAAUCGUUCACCAAGACAUCCAUACAAACAAUGUUCUCAUCUUCAGAGAGUCCAUGGGAGAUAUGGUUCCUAAGUUAUGCGACAUGGCCUACGAGCGCCAACUGCAGAAUCUGUGUCGCAAGUCCCGGGCCGUGGCUUCCUCCAGCUCUGCGCGGUCCGCCUACUGGCUGCCGCCAGAGAUUGCGGGAAACUCAAAACCUCACUUCACCCAGAAGACAGAUGUAUGGGACCUCGGCGUGGUCUUCCUGCAGAUGAUCUUUGGCGUUGAUGUAUUCCAGAGAUACCAAUCACCUGGCUCGCUCAUGGACUCGCUCUCUCUUUCUGGCCCGCUCCACGAGCUUGUGGCAAGAUUCUUCAAGUCUGAUCCCAAGAAGCGGCCAAGGGCAUUCGAACUUGGAUCAAGCGAGUUCCUCGCCACAGAUGCACCCAUCCUUAUCAGCGAAACUCCAUCCAUGUUGUCACCAUCUCAAUCUACCCUAUCUCUACAUCAUCAAUUGCCUGUCCGGGUGCGUAGAGAGUCAACGACCCAGAACCAUAUGCAUUCCAGAUACAAAGAAGAUUUCGUGGAAGAAGGUCGGUUAGGCAAGGGAGGCUUUGGCGAGGUGGUCAAGGCGAGGAAGAAGCUUGAUGGACAGAUCUAUGCCAUUAAAAAGAUCUCACAGAGGUCUUCUGCUAGUCUUUCUGAAGUCUUGAAAGAGGUCCGACUCUUGUCCCAGAUCAGUCAUCCCGCAGUGGUGAGGUAUUACAAUACCUGGCUCGAGGAGGUGCCAGACUUGCCGGAGAAUGACGACGACGCAUCUACAGAGAAUGCAACUACCGACAUGUCGAGACAAACAGACUCACAUGGGUUGAACAUCGAAUUCGCGACUGACACGGGCGGCCUCGACUUUAUUUCUUCAACCGGCUUCCCCGCAAUAGAAUUCGAUGCGCGCGAUUCGGAAAGCGAGGAUGAGGAAUCUGACUCUGAUGAUGAGGAGACCGAGUCGGAAGACGACUCUACAGUUGAGGACUCGGCAUUGGCGGCAAUGCCUUCGCCACGCCGAGUUCGCAGCUACCAGCGGGGUUUUCGGACCGUCAUGUACAUAUCCAUGGAAUAUUGCGACAAGAGGACACUGCGAGACCUGAUCCAGAGAAACCUGUACAAGGAAACCGAUGAGAUAUGGCGUCUCUUUCGACAGAUACUUGAAGGUUUAGUGUAUAUUCAUGGACUCAGCAUCGUGCAUCGUGAUCUGAAACCAGACAACAUCUUUAUAGGCCUGGGUCCGGACGGUUUGAAUAAUGUCAAGAUUGGGGACUUUGGUCUUGCGACCACAGGGCAGUUUGCAGUUGACAAGCAGUCCUCAGCGCUGGACUCCAGCGACAUGACAAGAAGCAUUGGCACUUCAUACUACGUGGCACCAGAGGUCAGGAGAGGCGGGGGCUCGUACACGAGCAAAGUCGAUAUGUACUCGCUUGGCGUCAUGUUCUUUGAGAUGAACUACCACUCUAUGUUAGGCAUGGAGAGGGCAGACAAGCUUGGAAAACUCGGUACCCAGUCACAGCUUCCCGACGACUUCCAGCCUGCAGACCGGACAACGACGGAGAUAGUGCAGUCGCUGGUGACACACGACGUCAAGCAGCGCCCCAGUAGUGCGGAACUUCUCCGAAGCGGCAAGUUGCCUGUUCAACUGGAGAACGAGACCACACGUAGGGCACUCGCCAGUUUGACCGAUUCGGCGUCGCCAUACUAUCCGAAGGUUGUGUCCACCCUGUUUUCUCAGCCAGUGGAACCCACCAAAGACUACACCUGGGACAUGUCAGCACAGACUCAGAGUGUCACGGAGCUUCUAUAUCAAGGCAUUGUGAAAGAAGAGCUUGUAGGCAUAUUUCGCAAGCAUGGGGCUGUCGAGGUCAACCGAAGCUCACUCUAUCCACGAUCAUCGCACUAUUCAGCCAACCAGAACCUCGUGAAGCUUCUUGACGAGAGCGGUUGUGUCGUGCAGCUGCCUUUUGACCUGAUGCUUGGCAAUGCCAGGGCUUUGGCCAAACAGGACGGCUCGACCAUUGCUAAGCGCUCGUACACCUUUGGUCGCGUAUAUCGCCAAAAGCAAAGCGGUGGCCAGCCGUUAAUGAUCGGCGAGGUCGAUUUCGACGUCGUUUCUGCUGACAACCUCGAUCUGGCCUUGAAGGAGGCUGAGGUCAUAAAGGUUCUCGACGAGAUUAUCGAGACGUUUCCUUCGCCGUCGCCAAUGUGCUUCCACCUGGGCCACUCGGAUCUUUUGCAGCUCAUCUUCGAUUUCUGCAAUGUCGAUCUGAAUGCGCGGCACUUGACGGCGGAGUCUUUGAGCAAGCUCAACAUCCAUUCGUUUACAUUUCAAAAGAUUCGAACGGAGUUACGGUCGCCGCUCAUUGGAAUAUCAGCCACAAGCAUCGAAGAUCUCAAGCGUUUUGACUUCCGAGAUACCCCCACUAAGGCGUUCAACAAACUGAAGACGAUCUUUGAUGGCAGUCCACUGUACGAGAAGGUGCAAUCUACAAUUGCUCACCUGAAGGACGUUAUUGAGUACACGAAACGCCUCGGCAUUCGGUCCAAGAUCUACAUCAACCCGCUUAGCAGUGUGAAGGAGAAUUUCUUCGGAGGGGGGAUCUUGUUCCAGUGCAUCUAUGACAAGAAGUUUCGAGAUGUGUUCGCUGCUGGUGGGCGCUACGACAGUCUGAUCCGAGCACAUCGACCCAAGAUUGGCAACCAAGCGAAAGGUUUGCAUGCUGUCGGAUUCAGUCUGGCCUGGGAGAAGCUUGCUCGGUUGCCCAAGUCAGGUGGGAAGACAUUCUUGAAGAAGGCCGAGGAGGAGCCCCAAGGUAUCUUCAACACCAAGCGAUGUGACGUGCUCGUGGCAAGCUUCGAUGCUCACAUUCUUCGCACAGCAGGACUCGAGCUUUUGUCGCUGCUGUGGGCGCACGACGUAAGCGCCGAGCUUGCCCGGGAUGCGCGCUCUCCAGAUGAGCUGGUAUCGCGCAACCGCGACGAGUCGUACUCGUGGAUCAUCAUGCUCAAGCAAGACUCGAUUUUGAAGAUCCGGACAAUGGACCGCAAGGACGUAGCAGAUGUCGAAAUACCCAACUCGCAGGUGCUCAACUGGUUACGUGCUGCGAUACGCGAACGCACUUCACGCCAUGCGGGCUCGUCCCUGCGCGGACCAGACAACCCACUGGCUCUGGGCACGUCGACUUACGCAUCUGGAGGUGGCGCCGGCGGAGGUGGAGGUAGCAGUGGUGCGGGAGGUGUCGCCAUGCUCAACCCAGAGCAGGAGGUGCGGGUACUUAUCGCAGGCACGCGCUCCAAGAAGUUCAACCGACGCAUCGUCAUCGAGCAAGCCCAAGCCAACGCGGCGUCGCUGCUUCAGACGUUCCUCGACGGGCCCAUCGCAGCGGUAGAGACGUCGGACAUGGUACUGGACCUGAUCCAGGGCACGGCGCUGUCAGACGCGGAAGGCUGGCGCCGUGCAGAGCAGUCCGUGGACAAGAACGAGCGCAAAUACGUGCAGGAGAUCCACGACAUGCUGUCGUCGUGGCGGGCGGCCUGGGAAGGCGGGCAGGCAGCCGAGCGACAUGCCUUUGUGUACAACUUUCGGACGACGAAGUGUAUAUAUUACGAUCUCGGGGCGUGACCUGUGGAGGGAUGAUUUGUCAAGAGAUGUGGGAUGUUCUGCACUCACUCUUGACGGUCGGUAUGCAGGGGCUGUUCGACAGCGGAACGUGGCGGGACGGUGUAGAUGCAUGUAGCGAUCGGCAUUCGUAGUGAUAGACAAUCUGCUCUCCGCUCCUCCA
Molecule: messenger RNA, 5187 nt
Organism: Microdochium trichocladiopsis
Lineage: Eukaryota; Fungi; Ascomycota; Sordariomycetes; Xylariales; Microdochiaceae
Product: anticodon binding domain of tRNAs-domain-containing protein
Exons: 5
Coding region: 183-5027 (1614 amino acids)
Biological process (GO): DNA damage checkpoint signaling; regulation of translational initiation by eIF2 alpha phosphorylation
Molecular function (GO): ATP binding; protein binding; eukaryotic translation initiation factor 2alpha kinase activity
Source: RefSeq, a predicted model, not a curated record